Messenger RNA from Labrus bergylta (ballan wrasse), 4682 nucleotides. RefSeq names its product toll-like receptor 13. Gene Ontology annotation, cellular component: plasma membrane. Gene Ontology annotation, molecular function: transmembrane signaling receptor activity; protein binding. Gene Ontology annotation, biological process: toll-like receptor signaling pathway; immune response; inflammatory response. Lineage: Eukaryota; Metazoa; Chordata; Actinopteri; Labriformes; Labridae. The record is from RefSeq and is a predicted model, not a curated record.
UAUAAUAAAGAGGACAGAGACUUCAGGCAGAGGUCGCUUACACUUGGUACUUACUAUCUCUUUUGAUCUGAGAGGAUCAUCACACUUAUUAAAAGGUAUUAAACAACAAGAUCCUGUCGAUGAGACAUCUCCGUUAAAUCAGCUCGUCUUUGUGUGACACACACUACCUUGCUGUUUCAUUCACCAAGUGGACUAUUGGCUAAGACACUUCAUUUCUUGUUUAAAAUGGGCCCUGAAAUGAAAGAAGACAAAACAAAAACAGAAGCAAGAUCAACAUCUUUUGAACUACGCUUCAUAGUCCUCUUGCUGUGUUUCAUCAGUACAGUUGUGCCGGUUGCAGGGUUUGCACUUCGAGAUUGCAGAAUCAGUCAAAACAGCGCCAUCUGUAAGCCUGUCGAUGGUAAACUCAGAACUGUUCCUCAAGAUAUUCCCUCAACAGUGAAAAGUAUUGACUUGUCCUCAAACAAUAUAACAAAAAUUCUAACGUCAGAUUUCAGAAAAAAGUCUGUUUUGACAGAAUUAGACCUGAAAGGCAACACGAUUGUACAAAUAGAUCCAAGAGCCUUUGCGGAUCUUAUUUCCCUGAAGAAGUUAAAUCUUAAUAGUAACAAACUCGUUAAACUUGGAGAUGAUAUUUUUGUUGGUUUGAGCAACGUCACAGAGCUGAGAAUUACUCAUAAUCAUAUCAAAGCAGUGCUGCCGACCUCUUUUGAAUCCUUGACCAGCUUGACAUUUUUGGACAUCUCUCACAACAAACUCCACAGCAGCAAAAAUGUUCAUUCUUUACUACAGCAACUGCCAAAUCUACAAAGUCUAGUAAUCACAAACAACGACUUAACCCAUUUUCAAUCAUGGGAAUUGACUAAUAGCUCAUUAGAGCUUGCUUCACUUGAUUUGUCACAAAAUCCAAUUGCAGUCUUUAGGAUCACUGCAGAUGUUUUUCCAAAUCUCACCUGGUUAAACAUAGGUUCUACUAUUAAAAACAAGAUGAUAUGGGACAUACGCAACAAGACUUUUUUUAGUCGAGUGUCUACUCUAGACGUAAGUGGGCUUCAACUGGUUUCUGAUGACUGGAAAACAUUCCUAGAGAGCUUCAACUCCUCUCUAACAAUUCUGAGGAUGAAUCAAAUGAAACAUGACCUCACAGAGCUCAUCAGCAUAUCCUGCACCAUCCCAACAAUAACCACACUCCAGCUCAGACAAAAUAAACUCAGUAUUAUCCAUUCAAAUUUGUUCAGCCUAUGCAUUCAUCUAACAGAGUUAGAUCUAUCAGAUAAUUCAAUACAAAAAAUCCAAGAUGAGGCUUUCAUGUCGCUGAAAGGUUUAAGGGACUUGAGUCUGGGUCGUAACAAACUUCCAUCUGUUCCAGCUGCCACAAGGAAUCUAAAAAUCCUUUCAAAGCUCGAUCUCAGCACAAAUAAAAUCAGCAGUCUUGGAUGCAAUGAUUUUGCCAAUCUGACAAAGCUCAGACAGCUCAACCUUUAUCAGAAUCCAAUCCCGGCUUUAAAUGAGUUUGCUUUUAAGGAUUUAAUAGGACUCCAAGUUUUAAAGCUACAGUCCUGCCAGAUCUCUAGAUUAAACAAGGCUUUCAGUAACUACUUGCCAAAUCUUAGACAACUAUAUUUGAAUGGAAAUAAACUUACCAUCAUUAAAAAGGGGGAACUGAAUGGUUUAAAGUCCCUCCAGAACUUGUCAUUGCAUGAGAAUCAAAUAAAAGUCUUUCAGAAUGGUUCUUUUAUUGGGCUGACCAAUCUUACUAUUUUACUGCUUCAAUCCAAUGAUAUUCAAACAGAUUCAUUAAAACAAAAUUGGUUCACUGGUCUGACAAAUUUAAAAAGAUUGGAUCUGAGAGACAAUCACAUAAGCUAUGCAAACAGCUUAGCCUUGCCUGAUCCACCAUUUUCUAAGCUCACUCACCUGACAUUGGCUAUUCCGUCACAACACCACCGGGGGAAGUCCUGGCUGCCACGCAACCUCCUGGAAGGUUUGACAAACCUUUUAAGCUUUGAUGCACAUAGUUCUCAACUUUUAAGCAUCCACAAAGAUAUGUUUAAGCACACACCUCGUCUGCAAAUGCUUGACAUCAGCUCAAAUGAACUUACAGACCUUACUCCAGAUUUGUUUUCCCCAAUUCAAAAUCUGAAAAGCCUCUACAUAUCUAGAAUAAAUCUUCGGUCUCUAGAUUUCCUCAUAAAUGCCAAACUUACUGAGCUGGAGUUCCUGCAGGCAAGAAAGAAUAUUUUCUCAGUCAUAAGUCAAGAAGAAAUCAAUUCUCUACCAGCUCUCGUUUAUUUGGAUCUCUUUGGCCAAAGUUUCAAAUGUGACUGUGAUAACGCAGCGUUUCUCAAUUGGACUGUAAAAAACACCCAAACCCAAGUUUUUGAUGCUUAUAACUUCAAGUGCAACUAUCCUCCAAGCCUUAACAGCACAAAACUGUUGGACCUGGACAUCCACUCAUGCUCAGUGAACAUUGAAUUCAACUGCUUCAUCACCACCACCUGUUUGACCCUCCUUUUUAUGAUGGUUUCCUUCACCUACCACUUCCUGAGGUUGCAGUUAGUAUAUGCCUAUUACGUGUUUUUGGCUUUUCUCUUCGACUCAAAGCAUAAAAACACGCAAGCUUCUGACCAGUAUGAUGCCUUUAUCUCCUACAAUGCCCACGAUGAGCCAUGGGUCAUCAGCGAACUGCUGCCAAAACUGGAAAACGAGCAGGGCUGGAGGUUGUGUUUGCACCACCGAGACUUUGAGCCAGGUAAACCGAUCAUGGACAACAUCGCUGAUGCCAUCUAUGGAAGCAGGAAGACAAUCUGUGUGAUCAGCCAAAGAUACCUCGAGAGUGAGUGGUGCUCCAGAGAAAUGACACUGGCCAGUUUCCGUCUGUUUGAUGAGCAGAAAGACGUUCUGAUCCUCGUGUUUCUAGAGGAGAUUCCCACUGCUCAGCUGUCUCCUUAUUAUCGCAUGAGGAAGCUGCUGAAGAGACAGACCUAUCUGAGCUGGCCGCGAGCAGAGGAGAACACCAACCUCUUCUGGGAGAAACUCCGCCAGGCUCUGAAAACCAGAGAAGACCAUGGCGAGGACCGGUUUCUGCUCAAUGUUGUGGACCAACCAUGAAAAGAGGAAAAACGAUCUAUUCUGAAUCAUGUUCACGGCCAGUGUCCUUCACUUCUUUGAACUGCCCUGACACAUACUUCUAAGACUUUUCUUUUUAAAACUUGGGGCAUUACAAAGGCUUCUUUCACAUUUGAACGUCUGAGAUUUUCUAGAUAAUUUCAGGAUAAUCAGUCUCUGAUAUUUUAACCUGUGCACCUCACAGUAGAAGAUUGUCAAUGUCUGACGUGUUCUCACAGAAGGAAGCAUUGGAUUUGGUUUCGGUGAUGGGGUGGCUGGUUAGAAUGGAGUAGCAGGAAGAGUCAUUCCUAAUGGUCAGUCAACCAGUCAAUCAAUCUCUACUUGUGUAGCGCCAAUUCAUAGAAAAUGACACUUUACAAAAGAGCCGGUAAAACACCUUACUAUGUAAUAUUUUCUAUAAAAGAUGCAACAUUACAGUGGCAGGGAAAAUAAGGACAGGGACAAACAGUAACAACAAGAACAACAUUUAUCGUUAGUAUGUUUAUGUUAGUAAUAAGAGACUUACUAGGACAAGCUGAUAAAGGAGAACUACAAUAAUGAGGUUUGUCAAUGUCUGAACCUAACCAAUCACAGCAACGUAGCAUCAACCGCUAUCAACAUCUGGAGGCAGAUAUGCUAUACGCUAGCCUGUUGAUCUAGAUUUAUGAUGGACAACAUGUGUGACCAUAGCCAUGCCGAGAAGAAGCAGAAAAUAUACUAGGAAGAGCGUUAUUUUACAAAUCUGAAGUACCGGUGUUUAUUUCAGUUGGCAUAAGAAGUCCACAGUAACUUUACAGGGGACUUUUCUGCAGGCAGCAUGCUACAAGCCUGCUCAUCCCCUUGCAUGUAAAAGCUGUUAAAGUGAGGGACUAGGGAAAAGAAGAAUAACAUACUGUGCUCACCGCUUAUUUGAAUGUAGUAAGCCUUUUUAGAUCACGGUCAUUCCAUGUAAAUUCGCAUGCAAUGUGAAGCUACAAGCAAACUAAAGACAGCUACCAUUAACACAACAACGCAGCUCGAGACAAGGACAAUUUAGUCCACCGCUUGGGCUUAUCGCUUAGUUAUGGUGCGUUUCAAUUUGAUAACUCCUUUGUGCAAACAUUAGGGUAGAGGGUUGGAGGUGUCCCCACACAGCAGUUUGUUUUGGUUUAAUGCUGGUGCUCAAGGGUGACAUCUACUGGAUCAAAAAAAAUCAUACAUUCUGCCUUUAAGCUUUUUAUCCACACAAUAAGGGGCUUACAUUUUCUUGUUUAAAUGUAUUUUAUUGUCUUUGUUAUAUAGCAUAUUAUAAGUGAGACAACAUUCUUUUUUUUUUGAGUAAGAUGUCACAGAUCAAAUGUGUGACCCUGCUUUUUACUGACACAUCUUCAUGAAGCAUUAUGAAACCUUACAGAUUUGUAAAUCUGUCCUAUAAUAAUGUGAAAAUGUUUUUUGUUUUUUUUCAAUUUUUCAUGCAAAAAUGUUUUAUGGUUGUGAAAUUGCCCCCAGAUUGGGGUCAUGGUGUAUGAUGUGGAACCCAUAAUGACUGACACAUGUUGAAUCAAAAAUGUGUUUUAAUAAAUUAUUUAACAAUA